AAAUAUUGAUUCAAGUUGAUGCCGGAAAUUUAAUCAACAAUAUAAGUUCAAUAUCGACCAGGUUAAAAAUCACCAAGUUUUAAUUGUCGACAAAAAAUGUGAUAAUUUUGAUCAAUUGUCAUCAACUCAUCUCAAUGAUUCCAGUUUCCUGGUUUAUGGUUGAUUAACAUUGAAAUGAUUGCCUUGAUUGUUUCUCUUAUUUUUGAUUGUUCAAACCUCAUCAUUUCUUGGUGGAGAUGAUACAAUAAUCAUCAGUUGAUCUUAAUCUCGAUUAGUGGCAACAACUACUGGAGAUUUAAUUUUCAAUCUAAUUUGUGAUCUGCAGUUAACAAUAUGGAAUCAAUUUCCAAUGGGAAAAGUGUAUCAAACUUAUUCCAAUUUCUAGUGGUUGUGGAGAUCAUUUUAUUCAAUCCAGUUAAUUGUGGGAAUCAAUCGUUAUCGACAACACCAUUAUCGAUUUUAUCAUCACCUCUGCCAAUACCAUCAUCGACUUUACCAAUUACAACUUUAUCCUCUUCGCAAUUAACGAAACUCAACGAUAAAUCUUAUGUUAUUCCAGUGAGAUUAAAGUUAUCCAAAGAGUUUAAUUCAACGAAAUCGCUAUUGGCCUCAGGCUCUUCGUCAUCUUUAAAUCUCCCAAUCGAGUCCAAAUCGAAUCUUUUCCGUUGGUUUCCCUUUAAUCGUCUUUAUAAACGCCAAGGUAGACAGACAAAUGUACAAAUCGCUGUGACCGUAACAUUGGCCAUUACAGCGGCUUUAAGUGCGAUUAUUUUGGCCUUGCUAAUCGCUCUCUUGAUUAGCAUUGGAAGCCUUGGAUAUGCGGUUAAAAAGUGUUCCUUUGGUUUUGGUAAAUAUCUUUUUAAAUUGUUCGGUUCAGUCGAUCAGCAUAGUCACAAGUUUAUCCAUAUAAUACAUUUGAUAAUCAGAAUUCUGAAUGAAGUUUCCGGACGACAACAUCAUCAAACUGAUUUCCUAUUCCAUUUGCUUCAUAUCGUUCGUGAAGUUGGAAUCGAGAGACAAAAUCAACGUCUCCUAGCAAGUAAUGAGAUUAAUGUAAACGACAACGGUCCACCUCAACUAAAUGGUCCACCACCGAAUCAUCAUCACGAUUUAUCGGGAUAUCCUGGUUUCUCAGAUUCACCGAGAAGUUUUAUCGAGCGAUCGGUUCGUCCACCUUUUGAACAUGGUCCUAUUCCUAAAGGUUAUGGUUUUCCUCGAACCUUUGACCAUUCAAAUCGUGAUGAAGAUACACCUUUGAGCUACAGCAAUAAAUCAAGUGAAUAUGAAAUGUCCAGGAAUCAGAAUUCUCAUCCAAAUCUUCAAUACCAGAGUCCAUAUUAUAAUAAUAUCGAAACGUCAAGACAAGAUUCCUCGUCGGCUUAUGAUUCAGAUCAACAUCCGAAUCAUAAAUAUAAUUAACUGGAAGAUAUUUUCUCCUGGUUGACCAAUCAUCUCCUUUGGUUAAAUCUUUAGCUAAAAGCUAUAGAAUUACAAUUUAAUUUAUAUGUUUGAUAUACAUGAAAAAGAUUUAAUUUAUUCACUCCAAUUGGUUUAUUUCCUUUGAUUACUACGAAUGUGUUUGUGUUAAGUUAAUCGUAUAAACAAUCAGUCUGAAAUUGUGUUUGUAAAAAUGAGAAAAUGAUUAAUAAAUUAUGUUAAAUAAUCAAAAAGCAAGACA
Messenger RNA from Panonychus citri (citrus red mite), 1678 nucleotides. RefSeq lists its product as uncharacterized. The coding region runs from base 334 to 1419 and encodes 361 amino acids. The transcript has 2 exons. Lineage: Eukaryota; Metazoa; Arthropoda; Arachnida; Trombidiformes; Tetranychidae. The record is from RefSeq and is a predicted model, not a curated record.